CCAUCUCCCGAUGACCCCUCUCUUCGCUGCCGGUGCGCGGCCGCCGCCAACUCCGGCAAAAUGGAGGAAGCACCAUGUGGACGCUGCAACUCACGGUGCCGGACCAGCCUUUCUACUGCCAUGCUGUUCGGCAUCUACUUCCAGCCUUCUUUUGUUGUUGCAGCGAUCGUACCAUGCAAUGUGAGAUUGGCAUUCAAUGAGCUCAUCGGAGACACCGUGACCUUCGACGCUCUUGGGGGCCCAUACACUAUGCAGGUCGAGAAGGGGCGAAAGAUAACCCAGAUAGGAGGAGAUGAUUGGGAUCGUUUCAUCGCCCGCAUGCGUCUUAGUGGGAGUGAAUUGAUCAGCUUCUCCUUCAGAAGAGAUAGGCCCAGGAUUUCUGUUAUCUAUCUAAAUUGAUUCCGGAUAGUGAGGAUGAAGUUCAUGAGCAGGAAGAUGGUGCUGAUUCAGAUGAUGACGAUUCAGAUGAUGAUGAGAACCCACUUGUUGAAUACCUGUAUGCCCAAGGACUCAGACUGGGCGACGAGGAAAUCGGCAACCUCUGGGACAUGCUUCCGCUACGUGAAGACUACCUAGGGAAGCCAUUCGUGACCCGCCUCACAAGGACGAAUGUUAAACGGCAUAUCAUGGUAUGUUACUUAGUGUGGUAAUUACAUGAUAUGCAUGCUUAGUUAGUGUAGUAGUUCAUAUGAUAUGCAUGUUGUAGUACUGUGAUGAGAGGCCUAGUUUAGAAUUCAUUUAGUGAAGAAUUUUAUGACAUGCAUGUAGUGUAGUAAUAUGCGAUGAUAUGCUUAGUGUACGCAGUAAUCUAAUGAUAUGCCUAAUUACUGUAGUAAUUUGAUGCUUGGCGUAUAGUGUAGUGAUGUGAUGAUAUAUAUGCUCAGUGUUGAAUCC
Messenger RNA from Aegilops tauschii subsp. strangulata, 894 nucleotides. RefSeq lists its product as uncharacterized. NCBI's taxonomy places the organism in Eukaryota, Viridiplantae, Streptophyta, Magnoliopsida, Poales, Poaceae. The record is from RefSeq and is a predicted model, not a curated record.